This is a messenger RNA of Recurvomyces mirabilis, 2259 nucleotides long. RefSeq lists its product as uncharacterized. Gene Ontology annotation, biological process: transmembrane transport. The coding region runs from base 1 to 2259 and encodes 752 amino acids. The transcript is spliced from 2 exons. NCBI's taxonomy places the organism in Eukaryota, Fungi, Ascomycota, Dothideomycetes, Mycosphaerellales, Teratosphaeriaceae. The record is from RefSeq and is a predicted model, not a curated record. Gene Ontology annotation, molecular function: transmembrane transporter activity. Gene Ontology annotation, cellular component: plasma membrane.
AUGGCGUCCGGUCCUGCCACGGACGGUGAAGUCUUACGAGACAAGCCUGAGACUGGUCACCAUGUUGACGCUGAUACUAGCAAGACGAAGAAGAAGGUCAACUGGAUGGGGGUGCUCGGCAACAGGAAUGGCAAGAGUGGUCAUCCUAGCAAUAGGACAUCCAUGUCGGACUUCUCGGGAGAAGUACAGAAGAAGCCAGCAAGAUGGACAAUGGGCAUGCUGAAUGACUCGGAAACCGAAGAGGUGCCUGGCUCGAUUUUGCUGCUCUCCAAAGUGUCAGAGUACAAUGAGCCUUUGGGUCUGCGAAAUGCACCAGCGCGGACGUCUGCUUCUUCGCUGCCUUCUCCAUACCCACCAAGUAUCACGAGUUCGAUCAGAAGACGUCGGCGUAUCAUUCCCGAGAAGAAGCGAACAGCAGAUGGGAACAUCGUGCUAGAACCACAACCAGACGACAGUGCCAAUGAUCCGCUGAAUUGGGCUGUUUGGCGGCGUGAUCUGGCUUUGCUCUCCCUCGGGUUCUAUUGUAUGGUCGGAGGUGGUAUGACGCCCAUCCUUGCUGCUGGUUUCAAGAGUGUGGCUCGUGACUACGACAUCACCGUGCCUCAGGUCGCUCUGACCACCGGAUUGUACAUGAUGGGUCUAGGCAUUGGAUCUGUCAUACUAUCGCCUACUGCCAUCCUGUUCGGCAAGCGACCAGUCUAUCUUGCAGCGGCAAUCUGCUUCAUCCUUACCUCGAUCUGGUGUGCGCUAUCGCCAGACUUUCCAAGCCUGAUUGUGGCACGUAUUUUCAUGGGCAUAGCAGUCUCGUCUGUAGAGUGCUUGCCUUCCGCCACGGUGGCAGAGAUCUAUUUCCUACACGAAAAGGCCUACAGAUUAGGCAUCUACACAUUAUUGUUACUAGGAGGCAAGAAUUUGGUACCGCUGGUUAGCGCAGCGAUCAUACAAAGUCUUGGCUGGCGCUGGACCUUUUGGAUCGUGGCUAUGGUAGUGGGAUUCGCAUCGUGCUUGCUCUUUUUCUUCGUCCCAGAGACAUUCUGGGACAGAGCUCCGCUACCUCACAAGCAGUCAAAGCGGAAGCACAGCCUGCCAGACCUGUUUCACGUCCACUCAUGGAACCUCAGCCCUGGUGUUCGCAGGAAGAGUGGAACGGUCCAAGCCGAGCAAGAUGAGAUCACGCCAGUCACUCCACAGAAACAUGCUCAUUUCCAGACGGAUGAUGAUGCAACUUCCGAGAAAGAUGAGAAGGCCAUCAUGAACGAGAACGACCAUGUUGGCGACAACGAGAAGGCUGUGCUCGCCGAUGACGAUACUGCAGCUGCUGCACAACCUGCGAAUCUGUCCCAGACUGCAACGACCGACUAUUUCAGUCACGCUCAAGCUCCACUAACAGAUCUCGAAGCUCAAUCUCCGUCAUCACCACAUGAACUCGCUCGCCGCCAAUCUAUCGAAAGCAGCCUGCACGGCCCUCCACAAAACGCAUACGUAGAACGCUAUGGCCCUGCCCCAGCCAAGACCUAUCUGCAGCAACUCAAGCCUUGGUCGGGCCGCCUGUCACCUGAUAAUUGGUUCAAGGUUGCUCUACGCCCCUUCAUCCUCUUCGCCUACCCCGCCAUCCUCUGGAGUACACUUGUCUACUCUCUCUCCAUUGGCUGGUUGAUUGUACUUUCGGAGAGCGUGGCUACGAUCUAUGAGAACCAGGCUUCGUAUAAUUUCUCCGCAUUACAGACUGGACUGGUAUACAUUUCGCCUUUUGUCGGCGGUGUGCUGGGAACAGCUGUGGCUGGCAAAGUAUCUGACAUCAUUGUUCGAGCCAUGUCGAGACGUAAUGGCGGCAUCUACGAGCCUGAGUACAGACUUGUCAUGGCCAUACCUAUCCUGAUCUUCACUUCCAUCGGUCUAAUGGGGUAUGGCUGGUCAGCGCAGGAACGCGAUGCUUGGAUUGUCCCGACGAUAUUCUUUGGCUUCAUUUCUUUUGGAUGCUCGUUGGGUAGUACGACGGCCAUCACCUUCGCUGUCGACUCUUACCGACAGUAUGCUGGCGAGGCACUGGUCACGCUCAAUUUCAGUAAGAACGUUCUUCACGGCUUGGUCUUCAGUCUGUUCUUCAACAAGUGGUUGGAUGCGGAAGGCAGCAAAGACGUCUUCAUUGCUAUAGGAUGCAUACAGGUGGCCUGUCUCUUGACUACAAUACCAAUGUACAUCUACGGCAAACGAGCUCGCAUGUGGACGUGGCGCAGGAAGCUCAUGGAGAAGUUCUGA